GAAGCGGCGGAGAGUGCAAAUCUUGUUUGGUCUGGGUCUGUGAACUAAAGCGUGACUUCAGAGACGUAUUAGGGGUUAAAAGAACGAACAAGCGAGAGAGAGAGAGGGAAAAAGAAGAAAAAAAAAAAAAAAGUCCCAUUAGCGCCAGGCAUCAUUUGCAAUCGAAAAAGCGCACAUAGAUAGCAUAAUUAUUUCUAUCCUCGUCAGAUAUGAAAAUGCUCCGAGCCAGUCUGGCUCACUAUGCACUGUGCAUGUACUACUGAACUUUUACAUGACCUACACUACAUAUACACACGCUUUAUUAUGUGUUAAAAUAUCCUAGUGGUAUGCUGUCCUCAUUACUUUCUGGACAGAAAUAAACUUAGCACUGGAGUUGACGGAGGAAAUAAACACAGCGAAGUUACCAUAGUGAUUAUUUUAAAGGAAACGCGAGAUAAACAAUCAGUAAAGCACGCUCAGCGUUAAUAUCUGGCGGAGAUGUCAGGCAUUAGUCCGAUUAGAUGUGGUGGGCAGGAGCGCGGCGAGACCCGUCAGGCGAGCAGCGCACUGAGGAGAAGAGUGAAGUGGUGAAUGGCUGAACUUAAGCGCUCUGCUGUCAGCCAGCGACGCGGGAGUCGUGCGUAAACACACCGGUGCGCCUGGAACUCCGCGAAGAGGGACACAAGUUGGGACGCAUGAACUGCUAAUCACUCGUUACCGGCGCUGCGCUUCGGGUAACAUGCCUGCCAUCAAAAAGGAGAGACUGGAUGGAGAAGACAUGGCAUUAGCCGCCUUCAACCAACCCGAAUACCUGGCCCCUUUAAAUGCCACCGCUAUCCCCGUGGUGACCCCUCAUCCGCCGCCGUACGAUCACAUUUUCGCCCAUCACCAGCGCGCGUACUUGAGCUUUCGCGACGCCGCGCUGCAUCAGCAGCACCUUCACCACCACUCAGACGACUUCAUGCUGGAGAGCUUCUCGUCUAUCCCGGACUUUCAGCCGUUUUUCGACAACGGGGAGCCUUGUAUCGAAGUGGAAUGCGGGGAAAACAAAGCACUACUGUACAUUAACAAACUGUGCCAGGGCAGCAAAGGGCCCUCCAUCAAAUACCGGGCUGAGUGGCUCACCCCAAACGAGUUCCAGUUCGUGAGUGGAAGAGAGACAGCCAAAGACUGGAAACGGAGCAUUAGGCACAAAGGGAAAAGUCUGAAGACACUUAUGUCCAAAGGAAUCUUACAAGUACAUCCUCCAAUCUGUGACUGCCCUGGCUGCAGAAUUUCAUCUCCUGUGCAGAAGGCCAGCACACCUUUCAGAAGAUACAGCGCCAAGAAAACGUCUCUCGGCUUUUCCAUAUCAUCCUUACUGUCUGAGCCAACAAUAAGAAAUAACCGUGGGCGACUGGCAGAGAAACGCACCAUCCCCUUGCCGCCAACACGGGUGCCCAAAAAGGAGCUGGCCUCCAUUUUCAGCAGUGACGACAGUGAGGGCAGCGAGCGGGCCAGCGGAGAUCAUGCAGACAUCAAACAGGAAGAGCUGCAUUACACUAUCAUGAGAAAGAGUCGUGACAGUGACCUCUCAACGAUCAUCUCCAACCUGCACCACACCCGACAGCACGGCAUGCCCGAAGGCCAGCCCUGCUCCGACCUCAGCCUCGCCUCCGCACACUCAGAUGACAUUCUAGGCAAGAGGAGAGCCUACUCCCCCAACAGCAGCAGCGAGUGCCCAUCUGACAGCAAGAAGUCCCGCAGCGUGUCACCUAAAGAGAACUCUCACACGCCUGCGCUGGAGCCGGGCAGUCACAUGACCCCCGAGGAGCACUACAGGCGCAUGAUGUCAGCUCUGAAUGAGCAUGGCUCUUUUGAGGAGCAGCAGCAGCGCCUGUACCAGCUGGCGAACAACAUGGGCGUCCCGAGCCACGAGCUGCUGCGUGUGCGUCAGGAAGCCAUGGCUGCCGUUAGAAACCCGGGAGGAAUGGAAGCUCACAUCCCCACUGCAGGCAGCUCCUCCAGCCAGCGGCGCAAGCAGGGCCUUCCCCAACACAGAGACGCACACUUCCCUGAGCGAGACAUAUCGCACCCUCCUCCAUUGCUGUCCCCGCAGAAUGCUCCUCACAUUGCUCUGGGGCCUCACCUGCGUCCCCCGUUCCUGGGCAUGCCUUCUGCCCUCUGCCAAGCCCCAGGUUAUGGUUUCCUGCAGCCUGCUCAGGCAGAGAUGUUCGCCCGUCAACAGGAGAUUCUUCGUAAACAGAAUCUUGCUAGGUUGGAAAUGUCUGCUGAACUGUUGAGACAGAAGGAGUUAGAGAACCUCCACAGGCAGCGACUGCUGGCGGACCCGCUGGGCCUGCAUCCUGGACUCCCUGCAGAACACCCUGCCUUGCGCAGCCUGCAAGAAAUCCCAGAGGGCCACCCACUCCGAGAAGAGCUCAAUCGCCGCAACGCCAUGCUGGUUUUGCGGCACAACAACACCCCAUUACUCUCCCUCAACCACCAGGGGGCAGCAGCAGGCACUUCCUCUAAAGACCUUAGCAACAGGAAGAGCUUGAGGAAAGGAGGACCACUCAGAGGGGACCAACAAGGGGGUUCAUCUGAGACUAAAGAGAUGCUUGGGGAGGGCUGUGCACGGGACGGAGAAAUAGAGGGACAGGAUGAAGACAUGAAAGACUUUGAGAAUGAUGCAGAGGUUGGGGAAGACAGGCCUGAGAGGCUUUCCAAAGUUGACGGACAUGGUCUCGGUUCAGAGGUGUGCCAAGGCAAGGAUGUGACCAAGUCUAGUGAAGCGGUGAAAGAGCUGGGGGAGGGUUCAGGAAGGCUCAGUGCUCCAUGUAGCUCCACUGGCCAAGAGUCACCAACCCACCACCUCUUCACAUCAGGACUGAGCAAGAGCGAGGCCAAAUACCUGCCACCAGGAAUCCCACCCUUACCCACUUUGCCUGGACAAGCUCUGCCCUUCACCUUUCCAUACACCAGCCCUUACUUUCACACCGGCGCCAUGGGAGGUCUUUUCGUGGACGGAGAAGAGGCGGGAGCAGCCGAGGACAUCAGCAAGUGGAGUGUGGAGGAGGUGUGCAGCUUCAUCAGCAGCCUAGCAGGCUGUGGGGAGUAUACACAGGUCUUCAGAGAGCAGGCCAUCGAUGGCGAGACUCUGCCACUGUUGACGGAAGACCACUUGCUCAACAACAUGGGAUUGAAACUAGGGCCUGCCCUCAAGAUCCGCUCUCAGGUGGCGCGACGUAUUGGCAGAAUAUUCUACAUGACCAGCUUCCCGCUGGCCCUCCCGCUGCCGCCAUCUGCUCUGCGCCCCACAGACAGAGACCCCCUGCCCGCCGAGACCCGCCCUCCUUCUACCGGCAGCACUUCCUCCCCAUUCAGCGUGCCCCCUCCUGCCUGCCGCGCCUCUCCCAAACAGGAGAACGGAAACCCCUCCUCAGCGGGAGCUUACGACUCCACUAAACCUCCCUCGUAGAAUUGGCCAUUAAAACUCUUGACUGCUUCUCCAUAUGGCAGAGGCAGUGCUUCAGGGAGGAGGUAAAAACGGAGAGAGAGGGCAUGAAGGGGGCCCUCUUUGAACUAUUCUUUCCUUCCUCUUACCCCCUCUACCCCCCCUCCCGAAAAUAAAAAGCAAACUUGAGGACCUUUAUGCAGAGGCACUUAAUCUUUUUAGGAAAAGUGUGGAGAAAUGUGCAGAAAGACGAGAGAAACUGAUGAAACGACACAGGCUAAAACAGCUCCACCCUUCGCAGCGGCUGUGUGGAAGCCAAAAUCCAAAGAUGUGCAAAUAGGGACUUGGGGACGAGACAGGAAGCGUUAGAGUGUGCGAGAGAUGAACGUGAGCAGACAGCUGCUCUUAAACGGCAUGCCAGAAGGAAGGGAGACGCAUCCAGCGAACGUACGAGGUACACAUACGACAUUCUUUUGUGUCAGAUGUUGUGGGAAACCAACAUUCGCUGCGAUGAACUCUUGUGGUACCUAACAUUCUCGGGGAGCGGUGAACUUCGAAAGAGACGCUUUCUUUUUCUGCAUUCACGCCAACUCCUCCUCCAACUUCCAGCCGUUUUAAAUUUUCUGGAGUUGGUUUCGCUUCGAAAGACUAAAUCCUCCAAAGAGGAGUAAAUAUGAAAACAGGAUGGAACUCAUUUGCAGUCUUGACCAGUGCAACUAUGCAUUCCACAGUCCAAAACCAAAGAUGGAUGGAAGUGGAAUUUUCAAACGAGAUCUAGCGUUGAUCUCACCAGUGAUGAAACAAGGUACACAUACAGGGCGCCGUACUGAAGGAGGUGAAAUGGAAAAGGACCUCAAAAAGAGAGACAUGUAAAGCACUUAGACUUCCUGUGACCAAAAGCCAUCAGCCAAAGCAAUGGCCCAAACUCUCACCCGACAAACAUCUGGGCCCGUUUUAGUUUCACGAUCCCACGAAAAAAGAGCAUUAGGGAAGGAUGGACAUCCCUCCCGAUGCCUGUCCAUAGAUGGAUUAAUGCCAUUGUGAGGUCACACUUACUGCUGUGGGAAAGACAUGUUAUCCUGAAUUGUACAGAAACAUGCUCAAGAUGAGAAUAUACUGAAGAUGAAAUAAGUGGUACGUUUUGUUAAAUGUAGUUGCACGAGUUAAAAAUCUUUAUUACUGAACAAAAUGUGACUGGCUGACUCGGUGGUACUUUUGUUCAUCUUUUUCUGUUUGCUGUGUAUUCCAGUUGUAAUAAUCAUGAGCCCCAAUCUUAAAUGCCACUUCAGCAUAUAAAUGAGAAAAAAAAAUAUUUAUAGGAAUUUGUUUGCUGUAGUUAGAGCAACGAAAUAUUAAAUUGUCCUUAAAUUGAUCCCAAAGAACAAUACUUUUCUCUUUGUUGCAGGGAAAUGGAAGGCACAAAGCUCUUUAUGCAAAUCUUUGAAAUUGUUUUUCUUUUUAAAUAUGUAAGCAAUUAAUUAAAAUCGUCUCUAGAUUUCCCAUCAAUGUUUUGUCUUCAUCCUAUUUUUCUAUUCUCUGCUGGGUGAAAUAAAUCCUAUUGCAAACUUG
Messenger RNA from Onychostoma macrolepis, 4984 nucleotides. RefSeq names its product sterile alpha motif domain containing 11 (gene samd11). Gene Ontology annotation, biological process: positive regulation of transcription by RNA polymerase II. Bases 719 to 3439 code for a protein of 906 amino acids. Gene Ontology annotation, molecular function: DNA-binding transcription activator activity, RNA polymerase II-specific; protein binding; RNA polymerase II cis-regulatory region sequence-specific DNA binding. Lineage: Eukaryota; Metazoa; Chordata; Actinopteri; Cypriniformes; Cyprinidae. The record is from RefSeq and is a predicted model, not a curated record. The transcript has 14 exons.